UUUAUACAAACAAAGUGCCGCGAAAUGUGUGCGAGAACCUUUACUAAUUUCCUAAUCGUUUAUUUUGCGUUUAUUUCGGUUUUAAACGUUAAAGGAGAAAACGUUUUGGUGACUGAAGUAUUUGAAAUUGUUAUUAAUCCGUCGAUGUUUAAUUGGACCUAUGAAGGUGAUCCUCCUGAUCAAUUUGUUUACCAACCAUCUCUAUUAGACGCCCCAGAUUUACCAUCAUGGAUAAACUACGUUUACAGCAACAAACACCACGUAGGUUACCUUUAUGGAGUUCCACCAGAGAAAGAACAACACAUCAUUUUAGAAAUAAUCGCUUUAAAUCGAAACACCUACGAAACAAAACGUGUCGUCCUACCAAUUUACAUCACCCAAAAACGAUACCCCGCCAAAUACGAGGUUCAAUUAAAAAUUGACAAUUUAAAUGUUGAAGAUAUGUUCGAUGUGGAAAGAAUGGAAAGAUUAAAAGAUGUUUUUCGGAAACAAUUGUGGAAGGAUAGUGACGAAGAUUUGUAUGUUACCUUUUUGGCUUCCGCUAUUGAAUUAGGUGCUAGGUUACCACUAAACCCAAAAGAAGGAGAAGGGGUUGUUUUAAGACUUGGAAGUCAAUCGCCAUUAUCGAUGGAAUUACAAGAACUUCAAGAGGAAGUUAAACCAUUAUGGAAAAGAGUUUCUUGCCCAAGAGAUUAUAAAAGGACAACUGUUGAGAGGUUUUUUAGAGAUGCUGGAUUUGUUUUGGAUUGGUGCGCUUUUAGACUGUUGGAUGAUAACAGCUCUGCAAUGCAACAUUCCCAAGAAAAAGUCGAAAAUCCUUCUUCCUUAUUAGAACAAAAACUUCCCGAUAAUAAAUGGGUAGGAAUCGCGCGAAAAGACGUCCCCCAAAGAAACUACACCCACGAGUUUUUGGUCACUAUCUUAGUCCCAAUGUUCAUAAUGACUUUAUUAGCGAUUAUUUUAUCGUUGAUUUUGUGUUUCCAUCAUGAAGGAAUCUCAAAAGAAAUGGUGCACGUCCCGAUAGGUGAAAUGACUCAAUAUGCAACAAUAAAUAGGGUUACAUACACAUUAAGAAGUCUUUCGAAUCAACGAGAUUUCGCUUGUUUGUCACCUGAGAUGUAUGCGGGAGUUCGAAGCCAUACCAAUAGUCCUACUUCAACUAUAAGUAGGGGUGUUCAUUGUCGUCCAAGUCCACCACCAUACGUAAAACCAAAAUUUUCUGCCGAAUUCUGACGUGAAAAGAAACCAGGUAAAACCUGGUAUUGUUAAUGUUUAUAGUUUUAGACAUGAUUUAUCAAAUUUGAACUAGUAAUGACAUAUAUUAUAAAAUGGCAAUAAUCUUGUAUGUAAUCUGAACUAUAAAAUUAAUGAAAUUAAUAAUAUCUUGUUAUUAUUUAAAAAAAUCAUGUAUUACUAAACCUAGUCAUGUUUAUUAGGGAGUCAUUAUAAUAAGUAUUAAAUAAACAAAAAUUAUUAUGAAAAA
Molecule: messenger RNA, 1483 nt
Organism: Onthophagus taurus
Lineage: Eukaryota; Metazoa; Arthropoda; Insecta; Coleoptera; Scarabaeidae
Gene: Scgalpha
Product: Sarcoglycan alpha
Cellular component (GO): sarcoglycan complex
Source: RefSeq, a predicted model, not a curated record